Anopheles marshallii is the source of this 3705-nucleotide messenger RNA. It is a transcript of the gene CYLD, whose product is annotated as ubiquitin carboxyl-terminal hydrolase CYLD. Gene Ontology annotation, cellular component: cytosol. Gene Ontology annotation, biological process: protein K63-linked deubiquitination. The record is from RefSeq and is a predicted model, not a curated record. Gene Ontology annotation, molecular function: cysteine-type deubiquitinase activity; K63-linked deubiquitinase activity. The coding region runs from base 1 to 3705 and encodes 1234 amino acids. The transcript is spliced from 9 exons. NCBI's taxonomy places the organism in Eukaryota, Metazoa, Arthropoda, Insecta, Diptera, Culicidae.
AUGUCAUCAGGUGGAAACAUAUAUGCCAUCAGCACGGAACGGUUCCGUGCGAAGGUGGUAAAUGUUCCGCUUUCGUUGGGUGGUAUUAAUGCGGGAGGCGGUGGAAGCGGAAGUAGCAGUAGCAGCCUUAUGUCGGGCAGUGAUGCGGCCGCAACCGGUUCGCCAAUUGCCGCAGCACCAGCCGAUUCGCUGGCGAUCGAUGAUAGGAUCGACAUCGAGCCCGGUAUGACACUGCAGAUCGUCGAACAACCGUCGAGUAAGAUUGCGUUGAUCAAGAUCAAAGAUUUUUACGGCACGACGGCAACAGCGAACAGCCGUGGCGCCGGAACACCGGGCGCAGUGAACAAUGUACAGACAAACCCAUACGAGAAUCGAAUAUUUCAAUGCCAGGCGGCAAACCUGCAGCGGAUCCCCUCCGACAUAUGGCCGUACAUCAUAGCAAUACUGGAUCCACAAGAACGGUGCGAGUUCGCGAAACGGCCGAAACUGUUCGGUUCGGUAAAACAGCUCCGCACCGGCGACAUAGUGAUGGUUUCGUGGCUGGCCAAAAAUCGGCACGUAACUUACGAUUGCAUUAUACGUUACGUGGGACCGGUGCCGAAAAUCGGACCCGGUUAUUACUUUGGACUCGAGCUACUGAAUUUAGAAAAUGGUGAAUCGCCUCAAAAAGAUGACAUCGAUUUUGUGUCCGAUUACAUGAACUGCGAGCCGCGGUUAGCAUUAAUUGUAGCAGCGAAUUGGAUCAAAUUUCCCGAACACGAAGCUGCCGGCAAGCAGCAUCAUCAUAAGCGCAACCUGUUGGACAGUUUAGUGUGCGGUGCAAGAGAUCUUAACAAUCGCUUGUCGCGAAAGACAGGCAGCAGCAGCAGCAAACAUUCGACGGACGACGCGUCGAGCAAAAGUGGAGCAGUCCGUAGUGGGAAGGUCAUCAACAGCGAAUACCCACCGUACGCACGAUCUUAUACGCCGGAUCUGACGAGCAGCGGUGCGGGCGGAUCGAACCGAAAGUCUACCGACAUCGGUACGCUGUACGAUAGUUUCAGCUGUCUGCAGAUGGACCCGGCCGGUACGAAGGCAAUGCACCAUAAGAAAAUUGCUGCAUCCAUAUCGAGCCCGAAUCUGUCGAAGCAAGAUAGCAGCAGCAGUACGGGAAGCUCUGGUCGGUACGUAAACAGCCAUCCAAUGGAUAGCUACGGGGAUGAGUAUCACCGAUUUGUCGAGCAUAGUCAGCAGCAUCAGCAUCACCACCAUCACCACCUCGCGGACGAAGCGUACCGUAGCUCGGGGCGUAGCUCGCAGAAUAGCUCGAACAGUAGCACGCUGAAACAUUCCAAGGCACGAUCGGGAAAGGUGGCCCGUUCGUCCGGAUCCAACUCGUCCGUAAACAGUGCGGGCGGGGGUGGAUUUCCUUCUGUUAGCAAACAGAGCACCAUACUGAGCUUACCCGAUCGGGAUGUGGUUGUGAUCGAUUCGAACGAGAUCGAUGAAGCGAUCAAGAGCGCAAGUGAUGUGAUCGUGGUCGAUCCACCGCCAGUACUCAGCCCAACCGAUAACCGGGAGGUGGAGCUGAUGGAUCUGUUGGGCAGUGGUAGCUGGCCGGCGGAAGCUGGCGAAGUGGCCGCCAUACUGUCAGGGAACAGCAGCGAUAAGAAAACGCAAACUCCAACGACGACUGCCUUGUCGUACGGAAAUGGUUUGGCAACGGGGACUGGAUACAACACCAGCGGCAGUACCAGUAGCAAUAGUACGGCCAACAGCAAUCACAGCUAUCAUAGCCACAAUGGGUCAACGGCAGCCGUCCGUUAUGAACGGAAUAAAUCGCUUAAUCCUCUUGCGCACAUCGGGAGUCCGAAGCCUGUUGAAACACUUGCGUCUGGCUUACGAAAGGUGCGGACGGGCGAUACUAAACCCGCCACGGUGGAUGUAGCUACAAUGACGAAACUAAACGACGGUGCUACAACCGGAGGCUACAUCACAUCGAACGGUAUCGGAACGGCGGCAGUAUCGAAUGGCAACGAUAAUAACGGAACGAUCACGACCAACGGUCUACUCCCCCGCAUCGGUUCCAUAUCGCCAGAAUCGGACAACGGUGGACCACCGGCUGUAUCGCCGCUGCAGGAGCUUCCGAACGAUCCGUCGCUUGGCGUCGGUUCGAUGGUGGAGGUUACGCUCGACGCGUUCGAAACGCCCGGUUCUACGCCGGCAACGACAGAUCCGCUGCUGUACGGUGUUAUACGCUGGAUUGGACCACUGCCAACAGCGGGCAGUGGCAGUAACCAUCGUAAGGCGAUGGUCGGCGUCGAGCUGGAGGAUGAACCAAUCGAUCCCACGCUCGAAACGACCAACGGAACGCACAACGGUGUGAGGUUAUUCAAAUGUCCUGCCAAUCGUGCAAUAUUUGUGCAUACGAGUCAGUGCAGCCGGGACCGGCGGUUCCAGGACAUACCGCCUAUGUCACCGUGCACCUCACGAACAACUCAAGUAUCGUCUGCGGGCAGUAAAACCGACACCACCAUGUUUGGGAAAGUCGAUUGUCCGGUCGUGAAAGGAAGGAUGCCACCAUUGAAAAUUCUAAAACUGGAGGAACUGGAAGAAAUUUGUGGCAAGUUCAAGGGUAUACAGGGGCACCAUAAUUCCUGCUACCUAGAUGCAACCCUCUUUGCGAUGUUUACCUUCACUAGUGUAUUCGAUUCGUUGCUAUUUCGGCCUAAAGAGCCUGAGGACAAUCCUCAAUACGAGGAGGUGCAAAGAGUACUGCUGGAAGAGAUCGUAAACCCACUGCGAAAGAAUCACUUCGUACGGGCGGAUCGAGUGCUUAAGCUGCGCCAGUUGCUCGAUCGACUAAGCUCCGUUACGGGGCUGAUGAGUGAAGAGAAAGAUCCGGAAGAGUUUCUUAACAGUUUGCUCGCGCAGAUCCUUCGUGCUGAUCCGUUUUUAAAACUAAGUUCCGGUCUAGACACGUUCUACUAUCAGUUAUUUGUGGAGAAGGAUGAACGUUUAAACUUGCCCUCGGUACAGCAACUGUUCGAGCAGAGUUUUUUGGCGUCCAACAUAAAGCUGAAGGAAGUACCGUCCUGUUUGAUCAUCCAGAUGCCCCGGUUCGGUAAAAACUUCAAGAUGUAUCCCCGUAUCCUUCCUUCCCAGGUCCUCGACGUGACGGACAUCAUUGAGGAUUCUCCACGUCAGUGCUGGGUAUGCGGAAAGCUAGCGGAAUACGAAUGUCGCGAGUGUUUCGGCAAAAUGCAAUGCGAAGGUUUAGAGGGUACGGCAAUUUGCAAGAGCUGCAUCGAUAGCGUUCAUCACCACAGCAAGCGGUUGAACCAUAAACCGGUACCAUUGUCGGUGCCGCAAGAUUUCAUCCCGAUGGCUCCACACUGCGAAGUGCCUCGACUGUACAUGGAGCUCUUCGCGGUUGUAUGUAUCGAAACGUCCCAUUACGUAGCGUUCGUGAAGGCAGCCUCCGGUCAGGAUGCUCCCUGGUGUUUCUUUGAUUCCAUGGCUGACCGUAAUGGUGAGCAAAAUGGUUACAAUAUUCCAAAAAUGGUUCCGGUGCCGGAUCUACCCCGUUGGCUGACGGAGGAAGGUUCGCGGGCGCUAAACGAGGAGGCAGUCAACGACAAAAUGUUACCUGAACAUGCCAAGCGAUUGCUGUGCGAUGCGUACAUGUGCAUGUACCAAAGCACCGACGUUAUGAUGUACCGAUAA